UUUGUUUUUGCCACAGAGUAAAGCCGUCCCCAGCUGAAGGAGUCAAGUCCAACCCAUCCAAGAGACACAGGGACCGUCUGAACGCGGAGCUGGACCGCUUGGCCAGCCUUCUGCCUUUCCCUCAAGAUGUUAUCGCCAAACUGGAUAAGCUCUCUGUGCUUAGGCUUAGCGUCAGUUACCUACGAGCCAAAAGUUUCUUUGACGUUGCAUUAAGGUCUUCUAACUCUGCAAAACCAGAAAGAAAUGGUAUCCAGGAAAACAGUAGACCAACAAAAAAUGGAGAAGAGAUGCAGAUCCUGGAAGGAGAGCUCUUGCUGCAGGCAUUAAAUGGUUUUGUAUUAGUUGUUACGGCAGAUGCUCUGGUUUUUUACGUCUCUUCUACUAUCCAGGACUACCUGGGGUUCCAACAAUCAGAUAUUAUACACCAGAGUGUAUUUGAAUUGAUUCACACAGAGGACAGACCUGAGUUUCAACGUCAGCUACAUUGGGCACUAAAUCCUGCACAGUCUGCAGAUUCGGGACCAAGCCUGCAAGGAGAUAAUGGCUUUUCACAGCCAGCAACCUAUUAUAACCCAGACCAACUUCCUCCAGAAAAUUCUUCCUUUAUGGAAAGGAAUUUCAUCUGCAGGUUACGAUGCCUCCUGGAUAAUUCAUCUGGGUUCCUGGCCAUGAAUUUUCAAGGACGAUUAAAGUUUCUCCAUGGACAAAAUAAGAAAGGGAAGGAUGGCGCUACUUUGUCUCCUCAGCUUGCUCUAUUUGCAGUAGCUACUCCUCUGCAGCCACCAUCUAUCCUUGAGAUACGAACCAAAAACUUCAUCUUCAGAACUAAACACAAACUGGACUUCACACCUACUGGCUGUGAUGCAAAAGGAAAGAUUGUUCUGGGAUACACUGAAGCAGAGCUGUGUAUGAGAGGAACAGGAUACCAGUUUGUUCAUGCAGCUGAUAUGCUUUAUUGUGCAGAAAAUCAUGUCCGAAUGAUGAAGACUGGAGAGAGUGGAAUGACUGUGUUUAGGCUUCUAACCAAAGAAAAUCGAUGGGCUUGGGUUCAAGCAAAUGCACGCCUUGUCUACAAAAAUGGAAGACCAGAUUACAUCAUUGCCACGCAGAGACCUCUUACAGAUGAAGAGGGGGCAGAACAUCUACGGAAGCGUAACAUGAAGUUGCCCUUCAUGUUCGCCACUGGUGAGGCUGUGUUAUAUGAGGUAACUUUCCCUAUGUCGAGCCUUAUGGAUCCUUCCCAGCCGAAGAACAAAAGUACCAUGGGAAAAGGAGCUGCUGCCAAAGCUACGCUACUCAAAGAUUCCGUGGAUCCAAACUCCCUUCUCGGUGCCAUGUUAAGGCAAGAUGAGUCUGUGUAUCUCUGCCCUCCAGCAUCAAAUAAAUUCUCCUUUGAGCGGAGCCUCUUUACAGACACCAAGGAUGAAUUGGCCAAUGUUAUUAGCAGUGACUGGCCAGACACUCUCCUACCCUCUGGAAACCACAACGUUCUGAAACAGGAGCUAAUGGAGUGUUCCCAAGACACUGAUAUGCUACUUCCUGAAGACAGUGCAGCACUCUUUCAAGAUAAUAAAACCAGUGAGUUGUACAGCAUCAUGAAAAAUCUGGGUAUUGACUUUGAAGAUCUAAAAUGUAUUCAGCAAGAUGAGGAGUUUUUUAAAACUGAGUUAUCUGGUGUGGAUGAUAUUGGAGACAUUGAUAUAACUGAUGAAAUUCUGACUUAUGUUCAGGAUUCCUUAAAUAAUAAGUCUGACUUCCUGUAUUCAGGUUGCGAACAGCAACAGCCUCUGGUCCAGAAUGCUGGUUGCUUGGUACAGCAAGAAUUUGAUCAGCAUCAACUUCAUCAGCACCAGAAACAGCUUGUGGAGCAACAGCAGCAGCAGCAGCAGCAGCUGUGUCAAAAGAUGAAGCAUAUGCAAGUCAACGGGAUGUUCACGAACUGGGGCUCCGGCAGCAGCAUGCCCCUGAGCUGCUCCCAGCAGCAGCCCGAGCAAUACGCGUUUCCCGGCAUGCAUGCCGCUGCUCCGGAGUUCUACAAAUCGGAAGUAAACACUGCACCUUAUGCAUGUAGGCAGGAGUUCAUUCCUUACAAACAGCCCACACCUAUGAUGCCACAGCUCUCUAACUUUACCCAAAUGGAUUUCCCUGUAGCAGGUUUUGACCGAUCGAACUAUUCUGCUUCUUCCAACUUUGAGGAUUUUCUCAGUUGUUUGCAGCAAGUCCCUGAAAAUCAGGAGUGUGGGAUAAACUCUGAACCAGUUAUGGUAACUCCUCAAACGUGCUAUGCAGGUGCUGUGUCUAUGUACCAGUGCACACAAGAAGCACAGCCCAGCUGUGUAGAACAAAUGCAGUAUGAUCCAGUGGUGACAGGUCAACAAGUGUUGUUGAACAAGUUCCAGAACGGUUUCAAUGGAGGAAAUGUAAAUGAGGCAUAUCCCUCUCAGUUAGAUGUGAUCAGUAAUACACAGACUGCCACACAUCUUCAGCCUCUUCACCAUCCAGCAGAACCCAGAUCCUUCUCAGAUUUGGCAUCUAGUGGAUUUAUGUAACUCCGAUCCAGAUUUGCAUCUGUGAUUUUUGUCUGGGCAUCGGGCUGCUCUGAGGAAAAGCUUGAUAAGUCCACCUCUGAACAUUGGGCUUUAAUGGCUAAAUUACCUGUUGAGAAGUUGAGGUUGGUUGCACUAUAUAUACUGAUAGGAUAUGUAAUCCAAGACCUAAUUUUUUAGGGUGACAGGUGGGAAUGAAAACUUUUUGACUAAAAGUAUGCAUGUGCUGUUUUCCAUCAGACUGUGUCAUUGCAGUAUGGAUUGCAUAUGUACUACAUACUAUGUCAUGCUACACAACAUAAGAUAAGGCAAAUGGUUUUGUUGUUUAGAAAAAUAAUUGGGCACUUUACAAAUAGCAUCAAUGGCACAAGGAAGAUGAUUUCACACAUGGAUUAAUUAUUUCCAGACUUUAUUUUAAAAAAACUAUAUUAAAAAGUUCUGAAAUAAUGAAAAUCAAAAGCACUUAAUUUUACUGUGUACUAAGCUCUUUAAUCACUUAUAUUUAAAUCCUUUUGUUUUAAGUCUCCAUUUCUAGCACUUUAAUAGAAGGCUUAACACAAGGAUAUGAUAUGCAACUUCAGGUUUUCUAUGAAACAGAUCCCUUGCAUUCCUCCUUAUAUUGUCAACCUUAAGUGCCUCACAAUUUAGCCACCUUCAUUCUGAAGGGAGCUUAUUUUAGAAAACUCACCAUUAAUGUCAUCCAUAUUAUGUGAACUUUUAUCUAACAUCUACAGUGCUACUGGCGGUAUCUUUUCUUUUCCUGAAGACAAUUUGUUAGUGCUCAUCCUUAUCUGUGGAUUUGUUACACUAUUAUCUGGAGUUUGUAGUGUUCUGAAUUUAGUUCAGCUGAGGAGUUUUAGUUUAUUCUCUACUGCUUUUCUGCUUUCUUCAGGUAAUACAGGGUAUAUUGAGAAAAAAAAAAGGCAGAUUUUGCUGAGGAGGAACAGUUCCUCAGGAUUAGUUUUAGGUUGUUAAUGCUAAAAAACAUGUGCCUUAUCUUGUGUUAAAACACUCAUAAUGUUCUCUAGAAAUAAUACAAGGCUGCUCUAUGCAAAUACUUUCCUGAAGAUGGAUAUUGAAAAGGAUUGCAUUUUAAAUAAGGAGAAAAGGAGUCUCAAUGGCAAGUAGUAUUGAGGUUUACUUUUGUACAAAAAAAAAUGACACUGAGUCACAUUUUCUUUGGCUGCAGUUUUUAAUGGUCGUGAUAAGGAAAGAGUCCGUUGUUGUUAAAUAUUAUCCCUAGCAAAUUGCACUGCAAAGGACAGAGAGGCUAUUCUUUUUAUGUAUGUGGAUCCACUUCAAAGGCUUUAUGCAAAAUAUGAAACUAAA
Molecule: messenger RNA, 3875 nt
Organism: Tinamus guttatus (white-throated tinamou)
Lineage: Eukaryota; Metazoa; Chordata; Aves; Tinamiformes; Tinamidae
Source: RefSeq, a predicted model, not a curated record